Messenger RNA from Ostreobium quekettii, 3690 nucleotides. Lineage: Eukaryota; Viridiplantae; Chlorophyta; Ulvophyceae; Bryopsidales; Ostreobiaceae. The record is from the annotation of a GenBank genome assembly.
AUGGAACGCGGUAUGCCGGGCAGCUGGAUUUCAAGCAAGUUGCAUCCCAACAGAAGGUCACCUUCACCCCAUGGGCCAAGCCACAGCGGGAGGGGCGCCACCACGUACUCGCCAUCACACCCUCCAUUCUAUGGCUUGCGCCGGAGCACUGAAACAGAGAACGAGAUGGUGCACUACAGGCGUGAGCAGGGACGAUACGUGCCUCAUCAGGAUGGCCAGUCGGCGUCACUAUCGCACAGACACCUCGCCAGGUGCCCGAGCAAACUCCUUCGCCAGAGCAGCUUUUCAAAAGGAGAUCCGGUUCGUCAGACAGCUCGACUACCACCAGCUGCUCCCGCACAAGCGCCGAAUCCAGCCAAAGGGCCCCUCAGGGUCACAAGGAGUGACGCGUGGAUUCGGUUCCUCGCAUAUGAGGGAUGCUUUCAAGUAUGUUUGAAGGCCAGCUCCAACAACAUUUCGGAUGCCCAAUAUUUUAUGAAGGACGGAUGCAAGAUAUUGAAGGACACUUUGGUGGUGCACGACAUGUUGCUGCCUAUGCCAAUGGCGUCGGACGCUACCGCGAGCUUUGGCCUGGAAGAUUACUCCAUAAUUACAUGGGAUGAUCCAGUUCGAAGCGGUGAGGGACCACAGAGGCAGCCAGUUUGUGGCCCACAAGAAUCUCCUCUAUCUCCAUACAUCAGGUCAACGCCAUGUCUGAAGGUUCGCUUCCAGGGGUACUGCCACAUCGCCACCACCAAAGGGUGGCUUCAAAGGCUCAAGCGCUUUCGCGGGAAGAAAUACUUGGACCCAGAAUUCACAGGUGUCUGCGUGCACCACGGGGGAACAGGCGAAUAUUUUCAUGCAUAUCUGGAUGGCAGUGGCAAUGUCGAGAAGAUCAGCGGCCCUGCUCAAGGGGAGCUGACGUACCUCCCAGAUCACAUGGGCUCGUACGUUGUGGUGGAUUUGUUCAACAACGAGAUGCACAUCGCUACAGGGAGGACUUCAAUUUCGGCGCUGGUGAAUCAACAGAUGAAUUUGGCACCCAACGCGCCAUCCGGCCACGUUCCAGGCAGAUUUACAGAGAGGCCCCCCCACAGCCCCGACAUCGGGGACCUCGAUGUGGAAUCUGCUGCAGGGUGCCUUGAAUUUAUGAGAUCACCUUCUAUUAAUUCCAGAACAUACGGUGGCGUCAGAAAGGUUCAGAAGCCUUCCCGGUUUCGCCGGCGGAGCCAAAGUCCAGACAUACUGUACAACCCAACGGCAGGAGGGACCCAAGUCGAUGUGUACAGUGUGAAAAGGAAAGGGUUGAGGCUUGGAAACGCCACACUCGCCAUCGAGGAGGACAUUCAAGAGGAAAUGUGGCAAGACAUGUCCCCAGAUCGAGUUCAGGAUACCAGAGCAGCGCCUUCCCAACCAGAUCCACCGCAGAAGGAUGCCCCUGGCAAAGGUUUUCUGAGAAUUAGUGCCCAACAGACAUACGAAUAUAUUAUGGGCGCAGCGCUUGUGGUGGAUGGCUGCGGCAAGCGGAAGUUGAAGCUGGACGGCGAAUGGAAAUGGCUGUUGGACGAAUUCUCAAAGCAUUUCUCCAUUCGGAAUGCCUUUGUUCUCUUGUGCCACAUGAAAUGGGUAAUGAGGAGCGAUGUACAGACGUGCACAGCGCAGUGCUUGGAUCUCAUCUUCAACGAGUACACUGCUCUCAGGCAAGAACAGGACGAGAUGGGACUCCGCGAUCACGAAUCUGUGCAGAUGAGCAACAUCACCCGAAAAAUACUGGAUUUACUGGCUAGGACUUUCGAGAAUUAUUACAGUUUGUCAGAAAUAGCGGAGGAUGGAAUCCAGGAGGGCAAUGGGCUUCCAUUUGAAAUUCCUCCAUCUGCACUGGAGCCCGCUGUGAUGCUCCUGGGCCGCAUCCAUGAUUCCAAUAGCCCGGAAGAUCAGUCCUGGUUGAAGCAGAGGUUCCAAAUCGCCGCCAGGAAGAAGUAUCAACGCUUGCAAUGCUCUUGUGACGAAGAUCAAAACCGAGGACCGCCAUGCCACGCAGAGAGCAUGACUCCAUCGAUGCCGCGCUCAACGACAGCGGGGCACCACAUCAAUGUUCAUGGAUAUCGCCAGAGCGUCAAUGCCCUUCCAAAUUCUGCAAACACAAAGCUGCAAAUCUACAAGAAGAUAGAGGCGCUGGCUAUGGCUUUGAGAAGCGACUUGGACGUUGACAGGAAAAUCCAUGAGUCUGCUGUCCUCCCUCAUUUCCUCUGUCUACCCAGCGUGACAUCGGUGGUAUUCUGUCAGGAACUGGAGGCGAAACUGAAGGAUAUGCUCGCCACCACUCCUCCAGAAUACCCGAGCGAGGCUGCCAUUGACAUGCUCGUUGGGGUUGGAAGGUUGCAGGAGUACUUGGAAAGGCAUAAAUUGGCACUUCCUAAAGGACAAAAAGGCCACUUGGAUGCUUUUGGACUUUUCAGCGGCUUUGUGACAAAGUGGAUCGACGCCUCCCAGGCGAAUCUCAUUGGUCAUUUCCAAUCUCUUCAACCAAAAAAUGCUGUUAUUCAGGGCUUAACUCGAAGGAGAUAUGCUGCUGGCUUUGACAGCAACGGUGGAAUGGGGGAUUCGGCAACGGUGGCGGCAGAAACAAUGCGAUCUAUCGAAGAAGAAAUGGUGAAAUUUGAGAGAGUGGUGGUGUAUUGGCACAAGUUCGGCCCUUUUCUAGAGACUGCCAUUUGUGCCGUGGUUCGAGCUGUUCUGACAACAAUCAUAACUAGAGCUGGAAUUUCGAGACCCACAGAGUUUACACAGAGUGUCAACGACGAUGCCCUGGAUUUCCGCUACCCAGAACAACAACGCGCGAUGUCCCCCAACAUUGCGCACGCCAGAAGGAUGACCUCCAGACCUCGAAGCCCCUUUGGCCAAGUCCAAAGGGCCCACAGCACCACCACGUGGCGCACCAUGGCUUCUGGCUAUCGCCGAGCAGGAGAAUUGUCACAUAUGCGGGGAGGGAGAGCAGAGAUUGACAAACGAGAGGCCAUGCUGUUGAACUCAUUGAGGCGAAUGCUUGGCGACGUUCCCCAAUUUGAGCAGACACUCAAGGACUGGUGCGGCUUCUCUGAGGGCCGGGGAGAGGUUUCAAGCUUAGAAACGGAUGAGGUGGCUGCGCGCAGCAAUGUACCGCCUACAGUGGGUGCCCAAUUCGCACAAGUUGUGAAGGAGCUUCGCACUGAGUACUCGCACGCCACAGUGUCGACCUGUGAACGGAUGGCCCGAGUCAUUCUAUCGAACCCGAGGUACUCCAUGGCGUCCAUCCUGCACCAGGUGCGGUCAGGAAACCAUGCAGGACAAGGGCAGCACCAGGAUGUGGAGCACCAGGUGAACCCUCUUCUUCAGGCGUUGGAGGACACGGUGGAGGGCCUCCACCAGUGCCUGGACUCAAGAGUAUUUGUGACACUGGUUCGUGGGCUCUGGGAGAACAUUAGCGAAGAGCUGUAUCUGUACGUAGAAAACCUGCAGGAGGGACAUGACCACAAGGGCGCCUGGCGUUCCCGGCAGAACGCGUCCAUUCUUUUGGAUGUUCUGAAUCACCAUUUCCGCAGCAUCAUGACUCGCUACCUGGAGCACGACAUUACUGAAAAGGAUCUGGAGCUGCCCAUGCACGCGAGUCAAACGCAAAAGCUCCUGGCGGAGAAUUCUUCUGCAGCCAACAUGUCAUACACUGUGUAUUGA